Heterobilharzia americana is the source of this 3306-nucleotide messenger RNA. Lineage: Eukaryota; Metazoa; Platyhelminthes; Trematoda; Strigeidida; Schistosomatidae. The record is from the annotation of a GenBank genome assembly.
AUGACGGGAUAUUUCAACUUGCUUCCCUCAGAAAUCUCAGGACUAGUCCUGGGUUUUCUAAGGGAUAGUGAUUGUGUUGGUGCAGCAGGGGCUUUUCUCCAAGAAAGUGUUCACUUAUCAGAAUUUCGUUGUCAUUAUGCAUCAGUGGACGAGAUACCUUUGUAUUUCAGGGAGCUUACUUUGCUAGACAUUAUACACGAUUAUGUGAAAAUCAUUAAUGAAGUUGUACCGCACUUGAAGAAGCUCAACCUUUCUUAUCAACUGGGUAAUCUAGCUGUUUCUGUGGCACAACUUUUAAAAUCAUUUUCGGAGAAUAUUUCCUCCAGUGCACGUCAGAAGUCGUCUUAUCCUUCUGUGCAUUCUGUUCGGAUGCCACUUGGAAAAUCUUAUGUCCCGCCACGGAUAGUGUCCGCUAGUCAAACUUUAUCUAUAGUCCGGCCUCCAUUGGCUACCGUGAGACCCAAUCCUACUAUGAAUGUACCAACAGCUUCACUACCCAACACAAUAAAUUCCAAUUUGACUAGUGAAACUGGUAAUACAUGUUCUGGAGAUGAUAGUACAACAUCAACUAACUCAAGGGUAAAUCAACCAGUAUUUCAAAUAUAUAGACAACCGUUGACAACAUGUAGUGAAAUACCUUCUUCUGAGUCAUAUUCUGAUCAGUCUUUGAAUUCAUCAAACUCUAUUACAAUUUGUCAACUUAACGAGACUGCACAGAAAACUGAUGGUAGGCGUACAGAAUGCAUAGUUGAAUCACAACAAAAUGAGCAGACAAUACAUCCUUCUAAUUCCUUGUCAUCAGUGUCAUGUACUUCACUUCAGUCAACUUGUACUUCUGCUGACCAAAGUGUUACUGAUUUAAACGUUCACAUAGUCGGCAGUGAGGUUAAUCAUUAUGAAAGUACAACACAACAAGUUUACUACAACUUACAGCCGAUUGAUGAAGUCAACAGUUUACUGUCUGAUAAUAAUUGUAUAUUCUCUGUCUUUCCACUUUUACCACCUCCAUUGUCGUCAUCAGAUACACUGGGGAUUACAGACAUAGAUUGUCUUGAACCUAUACAGGAUAAUGUUGAUGCUAACGGUGCUAAUAGUUGUACAUCUGCUAAACGUAGACGAAGUCAGCCACCACGUCAGUUGUUAUCAUCACCUGGAUGUGGAAACUCAAUGUUGGGUUCAACCACUACUAAUUGUGAAGAAGAAUUAGAUAUGGAGCAUUUCUUAUCAGCGCUGUUCGCAAAUGCUGAACAUGUGGCUACACGAAUUAAUACUGAAGUUGGUGUAUUGAAUCGUUGUCCACAUUUAGAUGCCUCCAGUCAAUUGAAUAUUAACAAUACAGAAGAAAUUGAUAUCGAUUAUUGUAAUUCGUCCAGAAGCUCUUAUGAAAGUGAUAAACGUGUAGUGGAUAGUAGUACUUCAGAUAAUGUUGUUGUCAAUUUAUGCAAUAAUGAUACGAAUGUGUACACAUCAUCUACAACAUUGUACACUUGUAAUGAUUUCUAUACAGAAUCAUCAGAUAGUAUACAAAUGUGGAAUGAUUGGUUCGGUGUGAAAGGUGAUUUAGACACAUGUAUUGAUCGUCUAUUGUCUGAUCUUGAAUCAGGAAGUGAAUUGAUCAGCACUUCGACUACUACUACUACUACUACUACUACUACUAGCACUACUUCGAUUGAUGCUACGACUACUCUUGAGACGAUUACUGAUGGUGGCAUUACAAAUCAUAAUACUAAUGAUGCAACAGUAAUGACUAGUGAUGAUAAUACGUCUCAGUCACUGAUAACAAUGAUAUCAAUGUCUAAUAGUAGUAAUAGUAGUAGUAUUACAUCCAACUCUGAUGUAUCUCAACCACUUUUAACUGUAUCAUCGAUAUCUUCGCCAAUUUGUACAACAGUCAUUACUACUACAUUAGCUGUGUCGACCACAACCACCACAACAGCAACAGACACACCACACUUGCUUCAGUCUAAUUCACUCACGAUUUCAUCAUCUUCAGCAUCAUUACAGAAUGACAGCAAUGCUACUACCACCACCACUACUACUACUAACAUCCCAAUAACAACUAGUGUAUCAUCAACUGUAGUCAGUGCCAGAAGUAGUCAAAGUCAACAACAUUUAACUAAUAAGAGAGAUCGUAAGAAGUUGUUAAUCACCUCAUCAUCUUCAUUAUCAUCAUCAUUUUGUACAAGUCAAUUAACUAAUUAUUCAUCUGAACACUUUCCAAGUAAACGCCAAUGUCUAAUUCAAUCGAAUAAUAAUAAUAAUAAUAAUAAUAAUAAUAAUAAUAAUAAUAAUAAUGCCAGCGGUAGUAUAAAUCAUCUUCCAGCUAUUCUGAUUACUCCAGAUGCCAAGAAGGAUAAUUGUCAUUAUUACUAUUAUUGUUAUGUUGAUAAUAAUAAUAACAAUAAUAAAAGUGAAUAUAGUCUAGUAAACAAUCAAAAUAAUGAUGAUAAUGGUUUAUGCUAUUCUAAUUCACCAAGUUGUGAAUUAUUCAGAGAGAAUACAGGGAAAAAAUUUUUACCUACUACUACUACUACUAGUACUACUACUACUAUACCAUUUCAGGAGUAUUAUCAACUCCAAAAUUCUGAUCAAUGCCAUCAUCGAUCGUUGAAUAAUAAUAAUAAUAAUAAUAAUAAUAAUAAUAAUAAUAAUCCACCUUCUAUAUGUUAUUAUUCUAUGCCACAAAAUUCACAUACUCAAACUAUUCUCAGUAAUACUACAAAUAUGAAAACAUUUCUGUUAAGUGAUCACUUACCAAUUAUUGAUCUAUGCCAAUUUUCAGGGGAUUCAAUCACUAUCACUCCUCAUAUACCUAAUAACAAUAUGGUAACAACAGUAGGUGGAAUUUGUACAACAAAAAUCGAUUCAAUGGUUAAUACUGCUUAUUUUGAUGUAACAGGUUCAUUGUUAAAUUUUAUUCCUAUCAGUAGUAGUUGUACAACUAAUUUUCCGAUUGUUUCAAGCACUUCUAUCAAUGUCACUGCUGUUGCUGCUGCUGCUGCUGCUGUCAGUACUACUUCUGGUACUACUGAUAGUAUUGGUACCAUAGCUAAUUCAAAUAUUCUUCUUAAUGUUAAUGAAGAUAGGGUUCAUGAAGAGAAGUCUAUUACAACCAUUAGUCGACAGUAUCCAAAUUCUUCUGCAGAAAUGAUGAUGCUGUUGAUUGAUUCAAAAGAGAACCUACCACCAUCAUCUGCUACCGUUAUUCAAGUUUUAUCUGAUACCUUCACGUUUAUUGUUGGACCAUUAUACAGUUACAUGAAGUCCAAUGAUGUGAUUGGUUUUAAACAUUAUCGAAUUACGUGA